AUGAGAACUGCAACGGCGAGGUUCCACUCCCUUCACGAGCAUUCAGAGAAGGUUGUAAUCAAUGAUUCACGUCCUUCCCCAUUGAUGAUCAACAAACACUCCCAUUUGAUUCGCAAGCCUCCUUCUUCAUCUUCAUCUUUCAAAUCUUUUGAGAACCCUAUCAUCAUCUACACCGAAUCACCAAAGGUUUUCCACACCAAACCCCGAGAUUUCAUGGCCCUUGUUCAAAGACUAACCGGCAUCACACACUCCAACCAAGAUGACAACCUCAACCCACAAUUUGAUGCAUCUGAGAAUUACGAGCCUUUUUUGUUUGAUAGGUCUAAGCCCAACAUCAGUGUGAAGGCCCAAGCUAAGGAGCAGAAUGUUUCUUGUGCUGGUGAUAAAACAAACUCAGCUUUAAGGGAAAGUGAUGAUGAAAUUUGUGUUAAGCAAGAGCCGUUUGUUCAACAUAGUUAUUGUAAUCUGGGCUUUGCUGAUGUGCCACUUUUCACACCAACUUCCGUAUAUAAAUAUUCUGAUACUCCAUUUGGGUUUUUGGGUAGUUUGCUAUCUCCUUCCGGAUUGGAAGUCUUGAGAGAAUUGCCUGAAUAUUAA
Messenger RNA from Abrus precatorius (Indian licorice), 597 nucleotides. Its product is annotated as VQ motif-containing protein 8, chloroplastic-like. Bases 1 to 597 code for a protein of 198 amino acids. The record is from RefSeq and is a predicted model, not a curated record. NCBI's taxonomy places the organism in Eukaryota, Viridiplantae, Streptophyta, Magnoliopsida, Fabales, Fabaceae. Gene Ontology annotation, cellular component: nucleus. The transcript has 2 exons.